AUGUCUUUGAGGCGUGUGAACAUCAGGACGCGUGCAUCGUCCUGGGGGUACAGGAGCUUGUAUUCCCAAGUUCCAGCCAACACCGCCAUUGUGCACAGCGAGCUCGCCCAUUCAGCCAUGUCAGAUCAGUCGUCGCCGCCCCCAAAGAAGGUGGGCUCACUGCGGGACAGAAUUGCGGCAUUCGAGAAGUCGGCAUCAUCAGCACCUCCUCCUGGGCCUGCACCAGCACCACGUCCAAAACCUGCUGGGUUUGCCUCCUGGAAGCCGAAGCCGCCCUCUCCUCCUUCAUCGCCAUCUGCAACAGCAACAGAGAACGUCGGUGCAUCGAAGUCAACCGCCAUGUCGGCGUCGGAUGCAAAGGAAAGCAUCACGAAAGCCGGCAGUUUAAAGGAGCGUAUGGCUGCAUUACAGGGCAAAGGCGCUUUUGGUGCCCCGCCGCCCAUUGCCCCCAAGCCCGCGGUAGAGCGUCCCAAGUGGAAACCACCGCCCGUCGUACACGCCCCCGCCGAUGAGGACGAUCAAGCCGGAGAAGGGUCGACUGCUGCAAUCGCUGCGGCAGUCGAGAGGACGUUAUCGCCCCCGACUUCUAUCAAAUCGCACGAGAGUGUCGAACCUCGUAUCGAGGGAGAAGACGCUGCGUCUCAUGCACCUCCUGCUGGCGGAGAUGGCGAGCACGAGGGUGAAGCAGCAGCAGAUCCAGAGGAGGAAGAGCGUCAACGUCGUGCCGCCAUCGCUGCCCGUAUAGCCCGUUUGGGAGGUGCUCGUGUCGGCAUGGCACCGCCUGUAUUUGGCAGGCCGCCUCCAGUGAGAAGACCCACCCAUGAAGAGGCUCAUGCUGCGGAAGUACCCAAACCAGUCGAAGAGCAGCCCAAGGUUGAAACUGCGGGCCCCGAGCUAGUCAAGCCUGCUGAGCCAGCGGCAUCUCCCCCUACAGCAGAGAACACCCCUGUGACGCCUCUUUCAGAGCCUCUGCCUGCGGCUGAGGCCGAAGCCCUACGGUCUCUUGAAACGGCUCCCGUUCGCAAGGAUUCUGAAGGCACGUCAGUGCCAUCCUUCGAAUCGGUUGAAACUCCUCCGGCCAAAGGUCUGGCUUCUAUGCCCAUACCUGCGGUUCCAAGAAGGACAGGGCCUCCCCGCAAGAAGCCUGUUAAGCCUGCUGCUCCACCUCCUGAGGUUCCGGCAGAAGUCGCUGGAGAGAACACUGAGGCACCUGCUGCCACUGUUGAAACUGAAGCCGAGAAAACUCCUGACGAGGUCAGCAAUGACGCAUCGAAGGAACUGUAUGAUCCAGCUCCUACUCUUCAACAUGAAGACAUUGCACCCAAGGUGAUGGAUGAACUUACUUUGCCUUCCAUCGCUACCCCGGUCGGUUCCGACGUUAAACCUGACGUUACACCCGAGCCAACAAAACACGAGGAAUCUGCUCCUCAUGUUGCCAUUAGCACCUCAGAAUCUCAUCCUGCGCCUCAAGCUGCUCCCUCUGCGCCUAUCGACGAUUUGCCAACUGAGAUAUUGGACUUGGGUGAAGAUGCUUCCGGUGUUAAAGCUCCACCUCCUUCGUUGGCAACUGCAACGCCCAUGGGCGAUAGUGAUGAAGACAGCGAUGGAGAUGUUGCCGUUGCUUCGAAGGCGCCAGUUGCCGCCCCAUCCCACCCGACGCGGCUUCCUGUCGACCUUCUUGACAAAGAACUGCAAGAAGAGAUCAAGGAAGGAAUUAUCACUGCAGAUGACGACGCUGAAGAGAUUGACGAGGAAGCAGAGGAAGAGGCGCGUAAGAAACGCAUCGCUGAACGAUUGGCAAAGAUGGGCGGUGUCAACCCAUUUGCACCUCCUCCCGUACAGGCGAAACUUUCCUCUGGGUCCGGAGUGGCGUCUCCUCCUCUUCCAUCUUCCCCUCCGCCUGCGGCUCUUGCCCCUCGCUCGCCUUCUCCGGAGCCGGUUCAGCCUACUCGCAAGGAGAGCCUCGUUGGUGAACAGCCCAAGUCCAAACUCGAGGAUUCUGACUCUGACUACGAUGAGGAAGACGUUCAUGAUGACCAGUCUGCACCUCCGAUCAGCACUCAUAGGCAAAAGGAGAAAGCCGAGGCUACAACAGUGCUAGCCCCAGACCACAUUGUUUCCGUGCCUCUGUCGCCGCCUCCUCCCAUCCCCAGGAGCACACGUACACAAUUUCCGGUCCAGCAUGACGACCACAAGAAUGUUCUUGGUACAGAGCAUGAUGGUCCUGUGCCGCCAAUUGCGCCAAUUCCCCCGCGGCCGCCUAUCGACAAAGCUUCGGAGGUGGGCUCGCCACCAACUGCUCUUACGGAACCUCCAUCUCCGCCUGCGAGACCUGCCCAACAGCCCCGACGACUCGUCCCAUCAGCUCCUGAAGAUGAUGACGAACCGGACGACUACCAGACGGACGAAGAGGCCGAGGAGCGGCUAGCUCAGUCCCACCUGUUCAUUCCACCACCGACUGAUCGGGCCUUGCAUGCUGCCCACCCUCGUCACGCGAACAUCCAGGACGAAGACGACGGUGCCGGGAAUGGGUCGGAGAAUGAUGGUCCACCUUUACCAAUCCCGCAUCGCAGGUCGAUGGAGGCGCCGCCUGCCACCAGUACUCGGAAGCAGGUGCAGCAGUCGCUGUCAGAUGAAGAAGAGGACGACGAAAAUGCCGUUGAGUCAGAUCAUGAUGGAAGAGCGUUACCCAUCCCGCCUCCGCACCCAGCUACGGCUAUUGCUGCUGCCACAGCCCCGAAGACGAUAGAGAGAAAGGCUAGUGGGCCUCCGCCCCGCCUUGUGCCUCCACCGCCACCUGCACACCCACCUCCAGUUGACACACCCUCUCCUAGUAAUAUCACCCCGUCACUUUCGGUCUCUGGGUCAGAGGUUUUGGAUGAGGAGGAAGGAGAUCCUAUCGAUCCUUCCUUCCACAGCCCAAGCAGGCAAACUUCACUGACCAAUCUCCGUGGCCAAGCUCAAGCACAGGCGCAAGUGCAGCCUACAGCUCUUGCUCGUCCUCCUCCUCCGGCUCAUUCUCCUCCGCCUGCAGCGCACUCGCCACCACCUGCACGUUCUCCUCCUGUGCCAUCAGCCCUACCAGCUCGCUCUCCACCUCAUGUACAUUCUCCGCCACCUGUUCGUUCCCUUCCCCUAGCACACUCUCCUCCGCCCAGCACUUUACCUCCUCCAGCUCCGCUUGCAGAAGAAUCCGCAGAACAGCUGGAAGAAGAUGCAGAGCAGCUCAGGCGCAAGACGAUCGCUGAACGCAUGGCGAAGCUUGGAGGUAUCAAGUUUGGUGCUCCUCUGCCUACCCCAGGGGCUCGUCCACCACCUCCGCCCGCGCGUCAUGAAGAGGAAGAGCAAGAGCAAGAGCAAGAGCAAGAGCAAGAUCAGACGAAGGUGAUUGAAGACGAAGAGAAUCCAAUCGAGUUGACAGAGGAGGAAGAGGAGAGGGCGAGGAAGGAGAGAAUUGCGUCGAAGCUUGCCAGCAUGGGCGGUAUGAGGAUUGGAAUGAUGCCGAUGGGCAUGGGUGCGCUGCCACCUCAGCGAUCUCAUGUGCUCAGAGAGGAGGCCCCAUCCGUCUCUCCGCCUCCAGUAACAACACAUGCACCUCCUCCAGCUCGUGCUGUUCCGCCUGCUCGACCUCCGCCACCACCUGCCCAGCCAUCUCAACCGCACCACGUUCCAGAUACCGAUUCUGAGUAUGGUAGUGCCAUUGCGUCAGACGAUGGUGUCAAGGUUGAGGCAGAGGAGAGCGAGAUCGAGGAAGUCAACUACGAGGAUGCUGAGCCAGAGGAAGCACCUCCUCCAAUCCCAUCUCGCACUAGCCGUCCUCCUGUCCAUCGUCAAGAAUCGACCGAGAAGUCGACAUCUCCACCUCCUCGUCCACCUGUGCCUACUAGUAUGCCAGUUCGUCGAUCUAGCGUGCAGACAACGGGAAGUGCAUCCGAGACAGGCCCAAGCCCGCCUCAGAGGAAGACCUCGUCGGCGUACGUGCCUUCAGCCCAGUCGGACUAUGUUAUGGUCGAGGAGCCUGAGAACCAAGAGGCGCCUCCGCCUCCCCCUGCGCGUCGUAUGAGUCGACCUCCUCCAACUAGGUCUGCACCUCAGGUCCCUGAGGGACCUGUACCUCCCACUCCAGACACUAAGGACAGCAUCUCAUCGCAGUGGGAGCUACCGUCGAUCCCAACUUCGACCUUCGGCUUUGAAGGUGGCGAACCAGAUCUCUCGCUCUCGUGGACGGACGCAGGCGAGCCGAGCUCUGUUUCCUCGUCUACCCAGCUGCCUUCCUCUCCUCCACCACCUCCUCCGCCUGCGAAGCAGCAGCAGCAAAGGAAGGCCUCGAUCGUCGACAAGCCGCUGUCCGCGGACGAACUGAUGGGGGUCUGGGGCCGCGUCGGUGUGCAGGUGUGCGAGGUCGCCACGACCCUCUUCGAACGCUCCAAGAAGGCACUCAUUGGGGAUGGGACGUAUGCCGGGUUCGUCGUCGCCGUGCUCGCGGGCGUGCCCAACGCUGCAUCUAUUCCCGUAUUGGUCAACCGCAGCUCGACUUCCUCCUCCCCCGAUCCCUCCGCCAGCUCCAACGAGCAUACUUACGGCUACCUCGUGUAUGUGCAGAACGGAGCUUCGGUCCAGCGACGCGCGAGCGAGAUCAUGCCAGGCGAUAUCGUGGAGAUACAUGAUGCAAAGCUCAAGGGGCAUAAGGGCAUACAGAUGUACCAUCAGAAUGUGGGCGGAGAUGGCGAGACGCUAAUCGGUAUAGUGGGUGAGUUUGAGGCAAAGAAGAGCAAGAUUCGAGUGUUCCAUGCGAAUCAGCAUGUUGGGCAGCAGACUGUUGAAUCGGUUAGUUAUCGUUUGGAGGAUCUGAAGAGUGGUCUCGUCAAGGUUUAUCGUGUUCUGGAGGCAUAA
Messenger RNA from Cyclocybe aegerita, 4893 nucleotides. The record is from the annotation of a GenBank genome assembly. Lineage: Eukaryota; Fungi; Basidiomycota; Agaricomycetes; Agaricales; Hemipholiotaceae.